Molecule: messenger RNA, 999 nt
Organism: Nilaparvata lugens (brown planthopper)
Lineage: Eukaryota; Metazoa; Arthropoda; Insecta; Hemiptera; Delphacidae
Product: DNA-directed RNA polymerase II subunit Rpb4-like
Exons: 3
Coding region: 310-726 (138 amino acids)
Biological process (GO): positive regulation of translational initiation; transcription initiation at RNA polymerase II promoter; nuclear-transcribed mRNA catabolic process, deadenylation-dependent decay
Cellular component (GO): P-body; RNA polymerase II, core complex
Molecular function (GO): translation initiation factor binding; nucleotide binding
Source: RefSeq, a predicted model, not a curated record
UUUGAAGUUUGACCAAAAGAAAUGUUGAAAUUGAUCAAUGAGCUGUAAUCAAAUUUUUCGAGGAUUAUUACAAUUCAUAAAUAAUCAUACAAUCGAAUUGAUCAUAAAAAACAAGGUUUCAUAGAAAACGUUUUAUCUACAUUACGAUUAUUUUGUUGCAUUGUUGGUUAACCUGUGUACGUUUUCAAUUUGCAUUUUGCUUGGCGAUCGUUGUACAGUAAACUCGUCUCUACACAAUUUAAAUAUUUUUUAUUGGUUUUGCUGCGAUCCUUUUUUUUAAAGUCAAGACAUCUCAUCCAAAGAUUCAAAAUGGCGGCGGGCAGUGUAGACCUGACUGAAGAGGACGCAGCCGACCUGCAGUUUCCCAAGGAGUUUGAGAACGCAGAGACGCUGCUGAUCAGUGAGGUUCAUAUGCUGAUUGCGCAUCGCAAGCAACAGAACGAGAGUGCCGAGGAGGAGCAGGGCUUCUCCAACGUCUUCCAGAAGACUGACACCUACACCGAACGAUUCCGCAAGUUCAAAAAUAAGGAAACGAUAGCGGCCGUUCGGAACCUGCUGACCCAGAAGAAGUUGCACAAAUUCGAGCUGGCGUCGAUUGCGAAUCUGUGUCCGGAGACCCCCGAGGAGGCCAAGGCGCUCAUCCCCAGUCUGGAGGGCCGAUUCGAGGAUGAGGAACUCAGGCAGAUACUGGAGGAUAUCCAGACCAAGAGAAGUCUACAGUAUUGAGCGAGUCUCCAAGGUAAUAUAGCUUUAUUUAGAUUAUUUCUGUGAUCAACUUACCUUAUUACAGUAUUUGGCACCGGCUCCACGGGCAGUAUUAUAUCUAUUGUUAUUACCUAUUGUAAUAGGUAAUAUUAAUAGAAAGAAUUUUUCUAUGAUGUCAGCUCAUGAAUCUUAUAUAGAUAAAUAGUGAUCUGUUAGGCAUUCAAUGUGAUCACACCCUUAGUCUGUACGCAGCUCUACAUUCAGAUAUUUCAAAACAUCGAAAAAUAUUAAAUU